Camelina sativa (false flax) is the source of this 467-nucleotide messenger RNA. RefSeq lists its product as uncharacterized. The record is from RefSeq and is a predicted model, not a curated record. Gene Ontology annotation, cellular component: cytosol. Gene Ontology annotation, biological process: proteolysis. Lineage: Eukaryota; Viridiplantae; Streptophyta; Magnoliopsida; Brassicales; Brassicaceae. Gene Ontology annotation, molecular function: serine-type endopeptidase activity; oligopeptidase activity.
GCAUGCUACAUGAGUGACGUAAAGCACAUUCUGCAAAUUAGAGACUUGAAAUCUGGUUCCUUGCUUCACCAAUAAAGCAACCUCGUGUAGCUAAAAAAGCAGGACCUUGAUGACUUGAUGGAAUGGCACAAAGCAGGUUCAGUUGCCAAAAAGCAGAACUGCUUCGAUGACUUUAUUUUCGGGGGAGAGUACCUCGUGUCUACUGGUUAUACACAACCGAGCAAGCUGUGUAUUGAAGGUGGCAGCAAUGGUGGACUCUUAGUUGGUGCUUGCAUAAACCAGAGACCAGACCUUUUUGGGUGUGCUUUGGCUCAUGUGGGCGUCAUGGACAUGUUACGAUUUCACAAGUUCACCAUAGGUCAUGCCUGGACUUCUGAUUAUGGCUGCUCCGAGAAUGAAGAGGAGUUUCAUUGGCUGAUAAAGUAAGUCUAGCCAUAUCACUCUCUUUCUCGACAAAGACGCCGUCA